Messenger RNA from Capsaspora owczarzaki ATCC 30864, 1354 nucleotides. RefSeq lists its product as hypothetical. Bases 15 to 1280 code for a protein of 421 amino acids. The record is from RefSeq and is a predicted model, not a curated record. Gene Ontology annotation, cellular component: dehydrodolichyl diphosphate synthase complex; endoplasmic reticulum membrane. Gene Ontology annotation, molecular function: ditrans,polycis-polyprenyl diphosphate synthase [(2E,6E)-farnesyl diphosphate specific] activity. NCBI's taxonomy places the organism in Eukaryota, Filasterea, Ministeriida, Capsasporidae. The transcript has 4 exons.
CAGUCCGCCUGCUGAUGCUGCUGUCUGCGCUGUACGGCGGCACGCUCCGCCUCUGCCACACGACGCUUUCCGCCUGCGUCUCGCUGUCGGACUUGCUCCACGUGUCUGAGAUCACCCGCGCGCACACUCACUCCAGCCACCCAGCAGGGCCACUUACUGCUGCUGCUGCGACCGAGACGACGACCACUCAUCAGGCACCUGCCGCCGAGCCUGCUGCUGCUGCUGCUGCUGCUGCUGCUGCUGCUGGGCAAUCCGUCUUCAGCACGGGUUUCAGACUCGCUGAGCUGGCACUGCGCCUCUUGUGCCAGUCGCUGCUGUUCUCAUCGCCCGUCGCGCGUCUCUCGCUGCGAAACUCGACUGCCAAGAGCGCCGCAUCGUCGUCGUCGUCGUCGUCGUCGGCGGCGGUGGCGGUGGGCGUCGCUGGUCCUGGAUCGCUCGCCGAGCUGAAGGCCGACGUCCAGGCGAUCGCUGCCCAGGGCAAACUGCCAGUCCACAUUGCAUUUGUCGUGCACAAGGAGCAACUGCUGCUGGACUCUGGCGCUGCUGCUGCUGGAGAGCGACGAGGCGACUCGAUCUCAACUCUGACAUGUCCUACUUCCGCGACUACCUCGCUUACACCCAGCCCAAAUACCUCGAUUCCAGCUGAUAAGCCGCACAGCCAUGCCCACAGCCAUGCUAGUCAGAAUUGCUCGGCAGACGGGAACGAAUCACUGCACUCAAACAUCAAUUCCGCAGCCAUCGAGCAGCUGGCAGACGCCGCCGCCUGGGCAAUUGGUGCCGGCGCCCGGUAUGUCUCAGUGUUUGACGACGGCGGCAUCCUCAAAUCACACGAAAUGGAAUUGUCGGCAGCCCUCCGUCGAACCGUUGCCGAGGACUUGAAUGCGGGCGAGUUGGCCGUCUCGAUUCAGAUUAGCUCAACGGACUCUGAUGCUGCAUUGGCAAAAGAUCGCCCUGUUGUGUAUAUUCUGUCACCCAUGGACGGACGAACACCAAUAGUAGAUGUCGCCUUGCAUCUGGCCAAGUCAGUGCAAUCGAAAAAGCUGCAGCUCAGCGAGAUUGAUGUGCCUCGGUUUACGAGUUUAAUGCAAGACAUGAUUCCGUUGCCAGAACCGGAACUGCUCUUCCAAAUUGGUCGCACUCAUUCGCUGGUCGGGUAUCUACCCUGGCACAUCCGAGUGACUGAAAUUUUCCACAUUCGCGACCUCGAGUAUUGGAAUUACGCCAUGUUCAUUCACUUGCUUCACUUGUAUAGCAAAUGCGAGCAGCGAUAUGGAAAGUAGUGAACAUGCAUGGACUUGUGGAAUUUCGAUUGAUUGCAUUUAUUAAACCAAAAAAAUAACCAUCUCUUGCCUCA